UUCGCCACCUCCGCUUCCAAGCCCGUAACGGUAUCAAACGCCCAGCAGCGCAGCGCCGUGCAAGCAUCCAAUCAGCCAGCCACGCGCAGGCGCAGGCGCAGCCGCAGCCGCAAGAAGAAUCCAAGCUCCCCCACCCGAACUCCACAGUCCGUGGUCACUCGCAGCGGCCUACAAAGAGCAAGCGGACAAGCGCCACGGGUAUCUAUUGUGACCUCAUUCACGGGCCCGGGCGCCCGGCCAAGCAAAGAAGCCAACCCAAACCGCCUUUCUUCUUCUCCUGCUCCGGCGUCCUCCACGCGCCAGUUCCAGGACUACCACGCCAUGGGGGAAGGAGGAGGGGGAGUGGGAGUGGGAGUGGGAGUAGCGGCGGCGAGGCCGAGGAGAAUUUACGCGGUUCUCGCGGUGCUUCCGCUUCUCGCGGCGGUGGCGGCGGCGAAGUCGGGGGGAAGGUACCGCGCGGUGUUCAAUUUCGGGGACUCGCUGGUGGACGCCGGCAACCUGGUCACGGAGGCCAUCCCGGACUACCUCGCCACCGCGCGCCUGCCCUACGGCCAGACAUACUUCGGCUACCCCACCGGCCGAUGCUCCGACGGACGCCUCGUCGUCGACUUCAUCGCGCAAGAGUUGGGGCUGCCGCUGCUGCCGCCGUCCAAGGCCAAGAACGCCAGCUUCGCGCAGGGCGCCAACUUCGCCAUCACCGGCGCCACGGCGCUCGACACCGAGUUCUUCGAGAAGCGGGGGCUCGGUAAGACCGUCUGGAACUCCGGCUCCCUCUUCACACAAAUCCACUGGCUGCGCGACCUCAAGCCCUCACUUUGCAACUCCGCCCAAGAAUGCAAGGAGUUCUUUGCCAAGUCCCUGUUUAUUGUUGGUGAAUUUGGCGGAAAUGACUACAACGCACCCCUGUUCGCUGGCAAGGACAUCAAGGAGGCCUACAAGCUGAUGCCCCAUGUAAUUCAGGGUAUCUCCGAUGGCGUUGAGCAAUUGAUUGCUGAGGGGGCAAAGGAUUUGAUUGUGCCUGGAGUGAUGCCAUCCGGGUGCUUUCCGGUGUACUUGACCAUGUACGCUGACCCAAAGGAGGGGCAUGGCUCGCGUACCGGCUGCCUGAAACGAUUCAACACAUUCUCAUGGGUGCACAAUGCGAUGCUCAAGCGCGCGCUGGAGAAGCUCCGUGCAAAGCACCCUGGGGUGAGGAUCAUGUAUGGCGAUUACUUCACGCCAGUUAUUCAGUUCAUACUUCAGCCCGAGAAAUUUGGUUUUUACAAACAACUACCUAGAGCAUGCUGCGGUGCUCCCGGUAGAGGCCCUUACAACUUCAACCUAACAGCCAAAUGUGGUGAGCCUGGUGCCUCGGCAUGUGCUGAUCCCAAGACACACUGGAGCUGGGAUGGAAUUCACCUGACGGAGGCUGCAUAUGGACACAUUGCCAGAGGUUGGCUGCAUGGCCCGUUCGGAGACCAACCUAUCGUACAGUCAUCUUGAGCGCGCAACCAUUUCUUCUGUUGUACCUCCAGAGUGUAUUAAAAUAGCACACAAGAAUGGAGCUGAUAAGGUAGUUCCAUAUACUUACAUGUAUAUGUCCUUUCCAUUUCUUCGAUUCCGUUACAGUCUGGUAAAGAGCUAAGAUAGAGGCUAUUAAAGCAUGAUUUCUUCAUUCAUCAGAUGGUAUAAGUACAAAAUGUAAUGCACAGAACAGUUAAAUAUGAUACAGAUUGCAUUCCUCGGUA
Molecule: messenger RNA, 1727 nt
Organism: Phragmites australis (common reed)
Lineage: Eukaryota; Viridiplantae; Streptophyta; Magnoliopsida; Poales; Poaceae
Product: GDSL esterase/lipase At5g45910-like
Exons: 5
Coding region: 322-1482 (386 amino acids)
Molecular function (GO): hydrolase activity, acting on ester bonds
Source: RefSeq, a predicted model, not a curated record